AGUCUUGUGGCAUUUCCUGCUGCAGAGACUCCUUGGAACAGCUGUCCUGCUGCUUUCUAGCUUCGAUUUCUGCCGCGUUUCCUCGGGAUCUGUUGCUUUGCUAGAAAGAAGUCGCCGAGGGCAGCUUCCGAGGUCGGCUGAUGCCUUCAGGACCUCGAGGGCUGUGACAGAGAGACGAAGAAAGCAACCGCCGACUGCUUGUCCGAGCAAGGCGGCAGCGGGUGCUGCUCACAAGUGGCAAGGCAGAGGGGAGCAGGGCAGCCGCCGCAUGGCAGCGGUUUGGGGAAAGUGACACUUUGCAGGGAGGAGGAGGAGGAAUCCCAGGGUGUCUGACCCAGAGAAGCGUCUCUAAACAAUAUCCUCUGAGCCAGCUCGGCAGCCACAAGCCAGCAAGAAGGACAUCAUGACUGGUGUGCCGGGGAGAUGCUCGCAGAGGAACUUUGGACUAUGGUGAAGAGCCGCUUAGCAACAUGGGGAAUGCGCUGUUCUGAUCACCGGCAGGAAUUGGGGCAGGGGGGAUCAAGGGCUGUCGCUGCCUGCGCGCUGAGGAGAAAACACCUACAGCACAUGCCAUGAAGGAAGAGAACUUUCUUCGACGCAGGUUCUCACUCUGCCCUGCCUCAUCUACUCCUCAGAAAAUUGAUCCUCGCAAGCUCACCAGGAACCUGUUUUUUGGGGCUGAUAAUGAGAUCUACCCACUCAGCCCAGGGAAAGACAUGGAAGGAAACAGUUUGACCGUGCUGAAGGAUGAGAUUCCUCAGACUCCAAACUCAAUUAACAAGACUGAAUACAAGUUUUGCAAUGGAUCUGAUAAAGAGUGUGUAUCACCUACUGGUAAAAACAACAAGAAAGAGACUUUGAAGGUACAGAAGAAAAACUACAGGCAAGAGAAGAAAAGAGCCACCAAGCAACUUUUCAGUGCUUUGAAAGAUCCCAGUGUGGUCAUUAUGGCAGAUUGGUUGAAGAUUCGUGGGACUCUGAAAAGCUGGACCAAGUUGUGGUGUGUGCUGAAGCCUGGAGUGCUGCUGAUCUACAAGACACCAAAGACAGGGCAGUGGGUGGGCACCAUCUUGCUUCAUUCUUGCGAGCUGAUUGAGAGACCUUCCAAAAAAGAUGGCUUCUGCUUCAAACUGUUUCAUCCUCUGGAUCAGUCGAUUUGGGCUGUGAAGGGCCCAAAGGGAGAGAAUGUCGGUUCGAUCACACAGCCUCUUCCAAGCAGCUACUUGAUCUUCAGGGCAGCUUCCGAAUCGGAUGGCCGAUGCUGGUUGGAUGCUCUGGAAUUGGCCUUGCGCUGCUCCAGCCUCUUCAGGCUUAGUGCCUCCAAACAAGGGAAGGAUGGAGAACUGAACUGCUCAACUGAUUCUUCACACGCAGGACUGUACAACCUAUUGCACACAGCUACAAUCUCGGAUCAGGAACUUUUCCAACUUAAUGAAUCAGCUCUGGAGAACCACCACUUGGAGAACGAUGCUUUUUCAGACAAAUCUGAAAGAGACAAUAUAGAAGAAUCUGAGAAUGAAAUGCAUGAGAAUAACCGGAAGACAAACGAAAGUGAGAGCGAUCAGUCUGAAAUCCAUGGAGAGUUGUCCCAGGAAAAGAAAGGGACAACCUACCUAGAGCAGAACUAUGAAGAAUUUGGGGAGACGGGUGAAUCCUCCCAAACAGAAACGGUGUCUGAUGAAAACAAGAGCUUGAUGUGGAUUCUUCUGAAGCAGCUACGCCCUGGCAUGGACUUGUCUCGUGUGGUUCUGCCCACUUUCAUCUUAGAGCCACGCUCCUUCCUCAACAAGCUUUCGGAUUAUUACUACCACGCCGACCUACUUUCCCAAGCCGUUCUUGAAGAAGAUCCAUAUUGUCGCAUCAAGCAAGUCUUGAGAUGGUACCUGUCAGGCUUUUAUAAGAAGCCAAAGGGAAUUAAAAAGCCAUACAAUCCCAUUUUGGGAGAGACAUUUCGUUGCUGUUGGUUUCACCCACAGACUAACAGUCACACGUUUUACAUAGCAGAACAGGUUUCUCAUCACCCUCCUGUAUCAGCCUUUCAUGUCAGUAACAGGAAGGAUGGGUUCUGUAUUACUGGCAGCAUUUUAGCCAAAUCUAAGUUUUAUGGCAAUUCGCUUUCAGCAUUAUUGGAUGGACAAGCCAAGCUUACAUUUCUAAGCAGUGGGGAGGAGUACAUCAUUACAAUGCCGUAUGCCCACUGUAAAGGAAUUCUAUAUGGUACUAUGACAAUGGAGCUUGGAGGGAAGGUUACCAUUGACUGUGAGAAAAGCAAUCACCGUGCAGAACUGGAAUUCAAAUUAAAGCCCUUCUUUGGUGGCAGCACAAGCAUUAAUCAAGUAUCUGGAAAGAUUAAAUUGGGAGAAGAAGUGCUGGCGAGCCUCGAUGGACACUGGGAUGGAGAAGUAUAUAUAAAUGACCUGAAAAAUGGCAGUACAGAGACUUUUUGGAACCCAACCAGUGAGGUCCGAAAGCAGAGAUUGAAACGACACAUUGUGCUAUUUGAAGAACAGACAGAGUUUGAAUCUGAGAGACUGUGGCAACAUGUAACAAGUGCAAUCGGCAAAGGAGACCAGCACAAAGCAACUCAAGAGAAGUGUGUGUUGGAAGAGGAGCAGAGGAACACAGCUCGGGAGCGGAAGGAGAAUGGAACAGAAUGGAAGCCACUGCUCUUCUGGCAUGAUCCUGCCAUGAACGAGUGGCAUUACAAAUAUGAAGAUUUAAGGCCCUGGGACCCCUUGAACGACAUUGCCCAGUACGAGAAGGAUGGGGUACUUCAAACUAUGCAGAGGCACUUAUCUCAUAGACUGUCAGCUCACAAAAACAGGUGCAUCAACAGCCAAGUUGCACGGCACAAGAGGUCCACAAAUGAUUGUAGACGACGUAAAGCCAGUGAUCAACCGUCCAACAACAGCCAGAACACUGAAAGUAGCUGUUCGACACCAGAGUCUGUGCAGGAACUUUCAGAUGAUGAUGGUUUUGAAAGCCCAUGUACUCAGUGUGGAAAAGAAACCGACCAUUUGAAGGAAAUUCACACUGCUGUCUUAUCCCUCCAGAGAGCCCAAAAGGACAUUCACAGAAACCUCACUGCUUUGAACAAAAAGUCUCUCUAUAGGAGGGCCUCAUCUGAAAACCCCUUCCUGGACUCUCGCUGUUGGUUUCUUCUUUGCAUCUUUCUAACAUGUCAGCUCUUCAUUAAUUAUGUGUUCAAAUAAAAGCACUGCAUUUGGCAGCAAUAAAAAUUACCAGCUGCAGGAAUGAGACCUAAAUGCAAGGAGCCCAUGGAGGUACCAAGCACUUUAAUACCUACUCAGCCAGGAGCAGAAGGAAGAGAAAACAAGGUUAACCAGGGAACCUGCAGAGUUCUGUUCUUCAGAUGUUGUCAUUGCCUUUUUACAUGUACAUCUACAAGGACCUCUUUACCUGUUUGGGCCUUAAUGCUAAAGCCAAAUGUAGCUUUAAUUGUGCAAUUUUGUUUUCUAUGUCUUGUCUUUUUUCUGAUGCAAUUAAAAUUUACCAACCAGUAUUGGUGUCUCCUAUAACACUAUACACAUCUACUCGGUUUUGUAAAAUGGUUCCCAGUGGCUUGUUUUAUAGCUCUUCUGUGGGUGGGGGAGGGCAUUUUUCAUCAACCAAGAUGUCUUGUGCAUUAAUAAAUGUAUAGAAGGAAGCUUUGGGUGACCACCUGAAAACUCAAGCUAACUGGGUAUAGAUAGCACAGCUUCUCCUUGGAUCUUCUGGUCAGUGAUCACGCACACCAAAUGUCUGUGAACAACUCGCAUCGCACUGCAUUCUACUGAUACUGUAAAUAUGCACGAUUUCCUAAAGCCUGCCCCUUUUAGGAAAUAUAAGGCCUCCAUCAGUUGAUUAUGUCCUAAACUAUGUCCAUUGGGCCAGGAAUCAGACAUGCCUGUUUAUGAAACAGUUUGGGUUUUAUUUUUGUUUUUUAAAGCUGUUUUUUACAUUGAUUAAACCAUACACACACACACACACAAGCAAUGUAUAAAGGAAUGCCUCUGAAAUGUACCAUUAUUCCAGGGUGGGGGAAAGAGGAGAUGGGUGAGUAAGCACUUCUGUAUAUAGGUAAUUUCAUAUGUCACAAAAUCACUACAGUACAAAGGUUCACUGGGCUUAUUUUGUGACAUGGGUGAGCUUUUGUCCAUUGAUGAAUACGGGGUGGUUGUGUGAGGAAACAAUUUCUCGGGCUUUUCUGAAGCAAUCGGUUGUAUCCAAUUGGUUCAACUUCCCUGUGUUUUGUGUCAAGAGGCAACUGUUUUUUAGUAUCACAGAGUCCACUUCUCUGUAUAGGGAUAAUCCUGUGAUUGUUUGAAGGCACCCUGUGUAUGUCGUUUGCUUUUAGGUACAUUAAAGGUCAGGAAUAGUAAGGGUUUGCCACUGCAUCCUCCAAAUCUGUUGAUAGUCUUCCUAUUUUUACACCAUUUUUAAAAGAGUUGCAAUAUUUUAUGUAGAUUUGCAGCCAGUACUAAGCCUUUCUUUUCUGGCCUGAAGUAGUUCCAAGUGGUAAGUACUGCUAUAUAUAAAAAAGAUAUAUUAUAUAUAUACAGCCUUAAAAUAUUUAGUGGUGGUGCCAGUCUGGGCUAACUUUCAAUGUAAAUGUUUCCAGAUUUUUAACUACAUUCCUUGUGAUGUUCCCCUGGUAGGGGAAAACUUGUUUGUGCUUGAUACGUUGGAAUAAAAUUACACAACUUUCACUUA
Molecule: messenger RNA, 4713 nt
Organism: Hemicordylus capensis (graceful crag lizard)
Lineage: Eukaryota; Metazoa; Chordata; Lepidosauria; Squamata; Cordylidae
Gene: OSBPL5
Product: oxysterol binding protein like 5
Exons: 22
Coding region: 573-3212 (879 amino acids)
Biological process (GO): phospholipid transport
Cellular component (GO): intracellular membrane-bounded organelle; cytosol; membrane
Molecular function (GO): sterol binding
Source: RefSeq, a predicted model, not a curated record